Melospiza melodia melodia is the source of this 1327-nucleotide messenger RNA. RefSeq lists its product as uncharacterized. The transcript is spliced from 4 exons. NCBI's taxonomy places the organism in Eukaryota, Metazoa, Chordata, Aves, Passeriformes, Passerellidae. The record is from RefSeq and is a predicted model, not a curated record. Bases 1 to 807 code for a protein of 268 amino acids.
AUGCCCAGGUCAGGGAGAGGGGCGAGGCGGAGGGAGGAUGAGGUUUUUCUCCCUGAAGCCCCGCCGGGGGGCUCGGAGCAGGGUCGGGAGGGGUUUGGUCCCCGGGCUGAGGCGGCCGCAGAGCUGACGGUGCAUUUUACGGCGCGCGGGGAGAUCGGUGAGUUCUGCCGCCGUCUGUCCGUCCGUCCGUCCGCGGGGCGCCGUGAGGCCGCGCUGCUCCCGGCCGGAGGGGCUCUGCUCGGGAGAGGCUGGAGCUUCCAUGACAGACGAGCAGCCAUUAACCCUUUCGGAGCCCCCACUCCUGGAGUCGAUUUCAGCGGGGAAGGGGAUCCCCACUGGGACCCCACCACGCUUGUGGCCAAAGUGCCAUUGAGCGCCCCAGCGUUCAUUCCCCAGAACCUGCAGCAGGUGAUGCCCAGCCUCCUCCGAGCUGCUGCUCGCCUCGCCAGCAGGGAGCACGAUUACAAAUCCCACUCGGUGCCCAGCAAGUCCCGUCCUGCUCCACCCAGGACAGACGGGAACAGGAUUUGCAGCUUGUUUACUCUGCAGCUGAGAGCAGCGGACCGCCAGGUUUUGCUGCUGGAUCCUGCUGCAGGAUCGACGGCUGUGAAACCAGCCCUGGCACCAGGACAUCAGCCAGGCUGGCCCAGGUGUGCUGCAGCUGCACCAUCCCCAGCCCAGAGCAGCCCCACGGAGCCCACAUCACAGGCACUCCCCAGGACCAGCAUCAUCCACACCAGAAAAUGUGCAGCUCGGUGCUUCAGAGAGCAAAUCCUGGGCCCACCCUUUUCUCCUUUGGGGCAAUAAUGGUCCUCACCAUGUAAAGGCCAGGUAAAAGCUGGAAAUACAUUUAAUGGUUAUACAUGAACUGUCCAUUGCAUCAGUAGGGUCCUUAGGGGCCUCGCCCAUGGAAAGGGCACCCAAACCCCAACACCAGGGAAUAGGGAUGCUGGACAGGACACACAGGUUUUCCCGAGAAAGGCAAGCACCAAACCCAUCCUGCCCCACCUUGCUGCUUCAGAGCCAGAAAAUGGACAGGACUCGUUAUCCUCUUUAGAAAAGCAGAGCUUGCAAUCGUGUGCCAAGACAGGUAUCAGCCAGAUUCCUGUCUCUGGGAGAUUUUGGAGUCCACAGGCCAAACUGAAGCAGCGUGGCUCUUGCAGUGCGCAGCCCGUCCCAGCUCCAGGAUUAAAACCACCGUGUCUGCAAACAAAACAUUGGCACCUGCCAGGAGAGCCAGCUGGGGAGGAGAGCCAGCCUGCAGCUGCUGCUGCCCUGCCGGCCACAGCACGGUGCCCAGCAGCCAAGCGCCAGGAUCAGGCCCACG